Molecule: messenger RNA, 2457 nt
Organism: Sceloporus undulatus (fence lizard)
Lineage: Eukaryota; Metazoa; Chordata; Lepidosauria; Squamata; Phrynosomatidae
Gene: ARR3
Product: arrestin 3
Exons: 16
Coding region: 31-1215 (394 amino acids)
Biological process (GO): visual perception; signal transduction; G protein-coupled receptor internalization
Molecular function (GO): G protein-coupled receptor binding
Source: RefSeq, a predicted model, not a curated record
GGAAGGAAGGAAGGAAGGAAGGAAGGAAGGAUGGCCGAGGGAUCCAAAGUGUAUAAGAAGACCUGCCCCAAUGGGAAGCUGUCCAUCUACCUGGGUAAGAGGGACUUCGUGGACCACGUGGAGUCGGUGGAGCCUGUGGACGGGGUGAUCCUGAUCGACCCGGAGUACCUGAAGGACAGGAAAGUGUAUGUGACACUCACCUGUGCGUUCCGCUAUGGCCGAGAUGACCUGGAUGUCAUUGGCUUGACCUUCAGGAAGGACCUCUAUGUCCUCACCACACAGAUCUUCCCACCUGUGCCAGACCAAGCCCCCAAGACCCUCACUCCGCUGCAGGACAAACUCAUGAAGAAACUGGGGGAGAACGCCUAUCCCUUCACUUUUGAGAUGGCGACCAACCUGCCCUGCUCCGUCACGCUGCAGCCAGGACCAGAUGACGCAGGGAAGUCUUGCGGUGUAGACUUUGAAGUAAAAGGAUUUUGUGCUGAGAACUUGGAGGAGAAAAUUCACAAGAGGAACUCCGUGCGGCUGGUGAUCCGUAAGAUCCAGUUUGCGCCAGUCAACACAGGCCCAGCGCCGAAGUCAGAGACCACGCGGCAGUUCAUGAUGUCCGACAAGCCCUUGCACUUGGAGGCCUCGCUGGACAAGGAGAUUUAUUAUCAUGGAGAUCCAAUUGGAGUCAAUGUCAACAUUAACAAUACUACUAACAAGAUUGUGAAAAAGAUCAAAAUAUCAGUUGAGCAAAUCACAGACGUGGUUCUCUAUUCACUGGACAAAUACACCAAGAUUGUAUGCUCAGAGGAAUUUGUUGAGAAUGUGGCAGCCAACUCCACCUUCUCCAAGAGCUACACGGUGACCCCCACCCUCUCCAACAACCGCGAGAAGCGUGGCCUGGCCCUGGACGGCAAGCUGAAGCACGAGGACACCAAUCUGGCCUCCACCACUGUCCUGAGACCUGGGAUGGACAAGGAAGUUCUCGGGAUCUUGGUUUCCUACAAAGUGAAAGUCAACUUGAUGGUAUCCAGAGGAGGCAUCUUGGGAGAUCUCACAUCAAGUGAUGUCGGCGUGGAGAUGGCUGUUAUCCUGAUGCACCCAAAACCUGCCGACACGACACCAAGUGCGGAGGACAUCGUGAUUGAGGAAUUUGCUCGGCAGAAGCUCAAAGGAGAGAAGGAUGACGAUGAAGAGAAGGAAGAAGAGGACAAAGAAGGGAGCUAAUGUCCUUCGGCAGUGCAGUGAAACCGGGAUCAUCCCAAACCUUAACCUACUCAGGUCCUGGGUGUGGGGAGGGCUUUCCAGGCAUUGCCAUGUGCACUAUGUUCAAUACAUGUACUCUGAUAUGUUAGUGUUGUAUUUGUGGUAUGAUAAUAAUGUUUUGAUUGUUGUGGUAAAUCCUACCACUUUCAAAAGGAAAACUAAAGCACCAAGCUCAGUCCUAGUUGUAAACACCAAAAUGACCUGUAGAUGAUAGCAUAUGUAUAUACACUUGCUGCUCAAGACCUUGCAAAAUGCCUUUUGGGAAGCUGCCAGUGUGACUGCUGCAGGGAUGUGGAGAUGGCCAGUUGUGUUGCUCCGCUCAGCUCAGUCUAUCAGAGCUGCUGCCUGUCGCUCUGGUGUUUGGAAAUAUGAAUGUACCUGGCCCAGUUCUCACUCCUUGCAUCUCAGCCUCACUCCACCAGGUUAUAAUGUAAGAAGUGACAGACAGUGCUUUUAAAUUUUAUACAGUGUUUUCUUACUGUUAUGUUUUUUGAACAAGUUGGAUGUUAGUGAUACAUUUUAAAGCAAACACUAUCGAGAAAUGGCCAGAGUUUGGAAGAAACUUGACAAUAUGUACCAGAAGUCUAUUGGGACAAUCCAGCCCAGAGACAAAUGUGAUGCCAGGCAGCCUCAGAAGAGCCCCGUGUGGCGGAGCCUGAAGACUGGGCCCCUGAUUUCCAAGGCUCCUUGCGACCCCCCCCCCAGUGCUCUGUGAUGCUCAUUGGUCAUGGUUAAUUACAGGUGGCAUUAUUUGUAACAGCAGGAUGCCCAAACCAUCAUUUCUUUCCAAACUGGCCAACUUAGUUUAUAAGAUUAAUACCAGCUCUCUCAAUUGAGAUUCAGUGUUCAUAAAUCCAUUUGCAUGAAAUCCCUGCAGCAGUCAUCACUGACUGUUGCGCUUGGCUCCCGAGGCGCAACUUUCUCCCUCGCUCACUAGUCAUGGGGACAAAUAUGAGGAAAUGUUUAGAGGCCGAUAAAAUGCCUCUCAUUCGGGGAAAGCAGUGCAUUCUCAGUGUCUUGAUGCACGUCUUGACUCUUCCUUAGGAUUUUUGGUACCUUUGGUCUCUGCCUUUCCCUUCCUGCUUCCUGGAGGGAGGGAGGCUCAGCAUUCAGCCUGCCGUUCUGCUGUUGGUUUAGAACAUCUCUAUGGUCUUCUUCCAUUAAAAGUCUCUGACAAGUGCACAAUAAAAAAUUGAAACAUUA